AUGUUCGAUGCCGCUAAGACAACUUACACGUCGCUGACCGGAACCGGCACACCGGCCUCUCUCUUCAUGUCUGUCGGUGUCGCUACGGCAGCGGCAGGAGCAGGCACCGAGUACUCUGGUGACCCUGCGACAGGCGUCCUCCACAUCCCGCAUAUCGUUAGUAGGAGUAUUAACCUGCAGCAUGCCGCGGAGCAACUCAACAGCGAGUUUCUCGCCCAUGUCCUGACGCUGAGCGCGCUGCGCCACCCGAAUGUCGUCAACCUCAUUGGCUUCUGCGCGGACGGCCAAUACAGAAUCUUGGUUCACGAGCACGUGCCAUUGGGUUCUCUCGAAGAUCACCUCCACCCCCGUGACCGGUCUCCAGCAGGCAAAGCACCGUUGGACUGGAACACAAGGAUGAACAUAGCUGCCCGUGUGGCCAAAGGUUUAGAGUAUCUGCACCACAAAGGUGUGGUGUACCGCAAAUCCAUGGGUAGCUUGGACAUCCUGCUCGGAGAUGGCUACCACCCAAAGAUGUCCCAGCAUGGACUGGCAGACCUUGGACGGUUGCUUGCAGAGGAUAACAAAGGCUGGUGUACUGAUUUCUGGGGAAGCACUACCAUUGCCCCCGAGACAUACGUUACGGGGAAGGUGACCAAGGAGUCGAACGUGUACAGCUUCGGCGGACUGCCGCUGGAGAUGAUCACAGGGCGGAGGCCCAUUGAGCCCGCCGACGAGGAUCGGAACCUUAUCGCAUGGGCCACACGAUUGAUGAAGGACAGGAGCCGAUUGCGAAGGAUGGCAGACCCGGCGCUGCAGGGCCGGUACCCGUCCAUGGAUUUGGAGGAGGCCCUCACAGUUGCUUCCAUAGGUUGUCUUGGUUCUAGAGGUGGAAAGGUGUGUGGGCGGCAUAAGCAAGAUCGGCAAGUUUCAGCUGAACUGAUCCAUCCCGCACUUGCAGUGGGCAUGCAUGCACCCAUGGCUGAGGCAUGGUGGCAGAUAGGAUCACUUCUAGUCAUCGGACAGGACAAACAUGUGGUUAUCAGGAGGCCCUUCAAAAGAAUCUGCAUACUGGACAUCAAGCAUACUGCUAUUGUUAUGUAA
Triticum turgidum subsp. durum (durum wheat) is the source of this 1083-nucleotide messenger RNA. Lineage: Eukaryota; Viridiplantae; Streptophyta; Magnoliopsida; Poales; Poaceae. The record is from the annotation of a GenBank genome assembly.